This is a messenger RNA of Enterospora canceri, 1878 nucleotides long. Lineage: Eukaryota; Fungi; Microsporidia; Enterocytozoonidae. The record is from the annotation of a GenBank genome assembly.
AUGGCAUUUGCGAAGUAUCUGGCUGAGAACAGCAACAAGAAGUACGGUGGAAGAUACCUGAAAUACGACGAGCUGACUACGAACAUCAGCAGCGAAACAGAGACGGCGAUCCGUGACGAAUUCGAGCGCGUCUUUGCGUUCAUCCAGGCGGAGACGGCAGCUCUGAAGGAGCGGCUGCAUGCGCCAGGCGACAGCCUGACGGCCGUGCAGGAGGAGACGAAGGCGUUUGCCGAGUUCAUCCGCCUGAACGUGGUUGGGUUCAAGAAGGCGCUGCGGCACUUCGACAAGAAGACGGGCGGACGCCUCGGAAGCCGAUUCCGCCCUGAGCUGGAGCGGAAGCUGUCGCAGAUCGAGCACCUCGACGAGCUCGUCUACGGGCAGUCGAAGCAGAGGCUGCUGCGAAGCAACGCGACUGCGACGAACGAAACCACGACGAGUUUUGUUCGUAAGACAAACAAAUUCUGGGUCCACCCUGACAACCUGAUGGCCCUGAAGCUUGCGAUUGUGAGACACCUGCCGCUCUACGUCUUCAGCCGUGGCGGUGGCUCGCCCUACUCUGCCUGGAACCACCGGACCCACGACACCUCUGUCACGUCCGUCUACCUCGAUAACGAUGAAAGGGCUCUCUACCUGGGAAGAAUGAGGAAGGAGGAAGGAGCUGAGGCCAUUCGAAUUCGAUGGUACGGGAAGGAGGUGACUCCGACUGUUUUUAUCGAAAGGAAGAGACACGCUGAGGGGUGGACAGGCGAGGAGUCGAAGAAGCUUCGCUUUUCGAUUCCGAGGGAGAGCGUCUCUGCCUUUUUGAGGGGCGACGACGUCUGGGAGGCUGUUGCUGCCGUGAACGAUGGCGAUGACGUGCGACUGCUCUACGACGAGGUGCAGGCGGCCGUGACGAGGCUGGGGCUUCGGCCGCGGCUCAGGACGUUCUACAGGCGAGUUGCCUUUCAGCUGCCCGAUGACGCAGCAGUUCGAAUCUCACUCGACACCAAUUUGUGCAUGAUAAAGGAGGGUAGAAAUAGUAGUAACAAUAAUAGAAAUAAUAAUAGGGGUAAUAAUAGUAAUAAUGGUAAUAAUAAUAAUAGGGGUAAUAAUAAUGACAAUAACAAUACUAGUAAUAACAAUGACAAUAACGAAGACUGGUUCAGGGGUGAUGUAGGAGAGUGGCCAUUCAGGGGAGUUGAUGAGAAUGAGAUUGUCAGAUUCCCUCACGCCGUCCUUGAGGUGAAGACGACUGGCCCAGAUGGAGCCAAUCCGCCCUGGAUCGACGAGAUCGUCUCAUCCCCCUUCGUCGAACACGUCCACAAAUUCAGCAAGUUUCUCCAUGGCACCGCCCUCCUCUACCCCGUUGAUGAAAUCCCCUACUGGCUGCCACAGAUGGAAACAGAAAUCAGAAAAGACGCCUUCUACAACGUGGGCAGGCGCAAGGAGUUCGACUCAAAGGGCGUUUUGCAGGAGAGGAGCUCAGAGGAGCGAGUCACCCUCUCCAUCGAGGAUGCGCCACCAGCCAGGCAGAUUCCACCUGCCAGAAUAUCAAUUCCAGUGAGAGUUGAACCCAAGGUCUUCUUCGCAAAUGAGCGCACAUUUCUCAGUUGGGUGCAAUUUGCGAUAUUCCUGGGCGGAAUAGGCACGGCCAUGCUUGGGCUCGCCAACUACAAGGCGAAUGUCUGUGGUGCCAUGCUCAUUGUGGUGGCAAUCGUAUUCGCCAUCUACGCAUUGCACCUCUUCUACUGGAGAGCAGCGAGAAUAAGGGUGAGAGACGCAGGGCCAUACGAUGAUACGACUGGGCCAGUUGUACUGGUUGGGGUAUUCAUAUUGGCACUGCUGUUUUCAGUCUAUUUCAAGUUUCCAAUGAAGAAGAAGUUGGCAUUGGGGGAGUGA